This is a messenger RNA of Linum trigynum, 5649 nucleotides long. Lineage: Eukaryota; Viridiplantae; Streptophyta; Magnoliopsida; Malpighiales; Linaceae. The record is from the annotation of a GenBank genome assembly.
AAUUCAAACUAGUAGUAGUUUUUCCCUUGGUUAGGACGGUGCUAACUAUUGUACAAUUAGCACCGUAGCCGCCCAACCUUGCUAUCACCUAUCAGGAUUCACUCUAGUCCUGUGCCAUAAGGCUCAAUGGCAUAUAGCCUCACAAAUUUUGGGGCCUCGGCCCAUCAAAAUAUAAUGAAUUAUGCAUUUUUUUUUUGUCAUAGAUAGUUUGUAAUAGAUAGAGUGUUACAAUGCAUUGGAACUAUAAAGGCGGUAGUCAACCAACUGGGUUGCUACCGAUGCAAGGGCCGUUUGUGCCACGCGAUGGGCAGCCCUGUUAGUAUGCCUAGUAACAUAAAUAAACCAAAAAACGCAAAGAAAGUCUUCUUUCAGCAAACUCCUUCAAGCACCAAUUCUUCGAGUUCCAACAGCCGAGCAGUAGAUUGGAUGUGCAAGGUACCUACAAAAUAACACGCAGACAACCCCUAACGGGACAAACAAAAUUAAAAUACAACUGGACCUCCACCGAAAAUGCCUCACAAGCUAUACAAACUAUGCCUUCUGCAGCACAAAAACAAAAAUGGCAAAGCCAACUAGUAGAAGAAAUAUACUCCAUGUCCGACGACAACCAAAUCCUCCCUAUCAUUAAAAGACAUCGAAUUACAAAACAAUUGCAACUCCCAUAAAAAUACCAAACACAAUCGUAAACAUAAUAAUAAUUAAAUAUGAAUUGAAGAAAGAAUUAAUAGACUUAUCUGAAUGCAAGAUAGGAUCCGUGUUUGGAAUUGUGACUGCCUAUCCAUUAGAAUUUUAAUGGUCAUGAAAUUAUAACCGUCCGAAGGCGGAGCGUUUUGAACAAGAAGGAAGCCACGGGAGAGGUAACUGCACAAAGAUGUAACUGCAGCCACUAGCCUGGCCGAUCGUCGGCAAGACUCGUCACCCGCUGGAAAGACUCACCGAAGAUCCCAGCCCGCAACUCCUGCAAAAAGAUAGGUAAAACUCACCGGAAAGGGUGUCAGAGAUGGGGAAACACCACGAGCAGCUAUGCACAAGGGCGUUGGGCAGCAAAUUGCUGGAGCGCACAAUUGCGGAAAAGAGUGAAAAUCGAAAUCCGUCGAACUCGACCCUUCUAUCGAGAAUCAUCGUUAGUGCGUGAACUUCUUAUCUGACACGAGAUUAGCGGAAGAACCUCCCCCAAAAGUGUAACUGUCAUAGUUGUAUCUGCUUCUUGAAUUGUAACCGUCGGAGUUCGGCCAGCAGUAUUGGUGCGCCUCCGAAACUGUAACGAAGCGGGUAGUUCCCAGGGGUCGAAAUUGUAGAGAUCGACUUCGGCGAUUAUGGAGACCGGAGAGGAUGGACGACGCCUUCUUCUUGAGAUCAGCAUUGUGAAUUCUUGUUUUCUAGGCAUAUCUUCCCAUUAUGUAGUAGAUGUCUGACCGUCACGACGCUGACUUUGUUGUUGCGGUUACGAUGAUGUUUGACAGAAGGCAGUCACUCGACAGCGGCGGUGGCAGACAGGAGAAAGGCCGACGACGGCCGACGAGGAAAUCCCGAUCUGUUGGCGGUGCUGGAACAUGUUGCCUGCGAUGAUGUUGGUAACAGCCGCUCCAGAACUCUCACAACUGCAAUGUGAUUUGGCCCUUUGAAAGUUUGGAUAAUUUUGGGUGGACGGUUUUCUGGCGAUCGCCGGUGACGGUGGAAGAAGAGAACCGUCUUUCAGUUUCCUUUUCCGCGCCUGCGUUUCUGUCGUGAUAGAUUUGACCAAGAAAAGGAGUCGCUUUGAUCACGGUAAUGAAUUAUGCAUUUAGUUUUGAGCUUGUACAAAAAAUUGAUUUUGGUAUCUGAUAAAAUUUUGGGGCCUCAGUCCAUAAGACUAGUGAACUAGUAGGUUUAGUUUUGGACUUAUGCAAAACUCGAUUUACAUAAUUUACAUGGCCUCAAAACUUUCAAGUCCUGCAUUUAGUUUGUGGAACUGGGCUCAAAAAUUUCAUAGCUUGCAUUUAGUUCACACAACAAAUCAGAUAGAAGUUUGGAGAUUAUUUGAUUAUAUGGUCAACACGAGAUGGCAGUCCAGUGAUUCAUGGAUAUUGCAACAAUGAAAAAAAAGAUGGAGGUAACUAAAACGUUAUUUAAUGAUGUGUUUGAGAAUGAUUUUUUAUACUUAAUACGAUUGCGUAAAUAGCAAGAACAUCAUUACAAUUUACAACCGUAGUAAAAUACGGUACGAGAAAUUUACAUAUAAAAUGCGUACGGGUCUUUUAUUUUGUCUUUAAAUUAAUGCUACGUUUAAUUGUAAGCUAAUAGUUAUGAAUAUAUAAAAUUUUAUUAUUUUAAAAAUAAAUAAAUAUAUAAAUAAUAGUAAACUUAACAAUUUAAUUCAUUAAAUACAGAUAUUAAACGUGUUAUACGGGAUUUAUAUGUAUUUAGUAAAGAGCCAUCAAUUGAACCAAGGACGGAGCUACCUUGUGCCUCGCCCCCCCCCCCCCCCCCCGAAAUUUUGGAGAUCGCGUGUAAAAAUAUCGGGAAUUUUGAAAAUUAUGAAGAAGUUAACUAUUGUAGAAUAACAAUAACGUGCAAUAAUGAGUAACAAUGUCUCUGUCUAGUCUAACGAAAUGCAACAGCUGCCUGGUAUUUGUGAAUACCCAGUACCAUGGUUCAAUCCCUGGCAACAAUAUUGGUUUUUUAGUUUUCCUACUUUGGUUGUGUUUUUGUUUAAAAUUUAGACUGAUCACUUAACUUUUGUACUUAUUCAAAUACUUUUUAAUUUCAAAGUUCAAACUAGAUAAUGCAAUUUUGGAGCUUAUAAUAUUUUUCUAAUUUAGAUAAUUAAAUUUCGGAGUCUAGAUAAUUAAAUUUUGAAGCUUAUGAUUCACUAUGUAAAUAUUAAUUUUUUUACUGAUAUUAUACAAUAAAGUCCGCCCCCCCCCCCCCCCCCCCCGACCACUAGAUCCUAGCUCCGCCCCUGAAUUGAACAGGAAAAAAAUGAAACGGUUUCACAAUAAUACGGAUACGGAAGUUUUAAACGGAUAAAAUAUACGUACAGGUACAUAAUACAUGUAUUAAACGGAGAGUAUUUACUAACUAAUAACCCAUGAGGACAUCGGCGGAUCUAGGGGCGGGCCGCCCCCGCCGCGCGGGCCACGGGCCAACCCUCCAUUGGAUCCAGAGCUAGUAUAUCCCUUGUAAAUUUUGCAAUUUUUUCGAUAUUUGUUUCGGUAUUUAAUUAUCGAGUUACGUUCCAGUCCUCUCCACCUCUUUUUUCAAAUGUGGCCUAGCUAGUGCUCUACCCUAUUCUGAAUCCGCCGCGCGCGCUGCACGAGGAAGGUUAGCCGGAUUGAUCAACAGCAACAUUAACAUUAGAGAUUACAUUAAUGACACCUACUACCCACUCCACUACACAUAAUAUUUGAUAUUAUUAUUAUUAUUAUUAUUAGUUCAUUGAGCAUUAAAUGAACAAUAUAGCUCUCGUCAGACCAUAAUAAUAAUAAUAAUAAUAAUAAUAAAAACUCCGGUCAUCAGUAAAAAAAAAAAAAAGAAACUGCAUUGAAUAAGGUGGUAGCAGGUAACUGUGGCGUGGCCAGCGACUCGACAGCCAGCGGUGACUAAAUACUAAAAAAAAUAUUUAUUUUAAUUUCCCAUAUAUAUGCAUGGUGGUGGGUAGCUGCAGAAAAUUUAAUUAAAAUCCCCUCUUUCAUUUCAUUAAUCAACAAGAAGGAGAAGGAGCGGUGGUGUUUCCAUGGACGCGAGCGCAGAGGAUCAAAAUGGAAGCAAAAGGGAAGCAGUAGAAGAAGAAGAAGUAGUAGGAGGAGGAGGAGGUGAAGGGGAAGAGGAAUCAUGGUGCUGGUGGGACGAUGUGGUGCGGCGGAGUCCGUGCUUCUUACGGUGUGGUGAGGCUCUUCAGGUUUUCCUCAAGUGCUUGGGCUGUGGUGGCGGUGAUGACUGCGGCGGCGGCGGUGCAGCCGGGGCGGCGGAUCCACCGGUUCCGGAGGCGAUGGCGGGGAGAAUGCCGACGCGGCCACCGGUGAGCUCCGGCGGAGGCGGCCAGAUCAAUUAAUUAGUUAGUUGAAUAUCUCUUUUUUGUUGUUUAUUUACGGACGAAAUAAUUAGUUAAUUAUUGAGCUACACCGACGUAGUAAUUACUAAUUAGUGUGUCUUAAUCAUGGUUUUUUUUUUGUUGUUGUUUGUUAAUCUUAUUGUCUUGUUGCUGUUGAUGUGAUGUGGAUCUCAUUUUUCUUAUGAACUACAGGCUUUGUGAAUGGUUACUAUUGUAAUUGAUAUUACUGUUUUAAUUAUUGUUAGGGUGGUUUGGAUGGUGGAUUUUAUAAAUGUGAUAAUUUGAUUUAAUCGUCUCGAAAUUGUCUCAACCCAGUUGCUACCUACGUCUCCUAUUCUGUAAUGGUGAACAAGUGAAUUUGAUUCCAAUUGCUUCAUUUGAGUACAACUGCGCCAAAUUAUCCUAUCCAAGUUCCAAACUGCCCUUACUGUUUUUUUUUUUUCUUCCUUCCUUCUUUGAGAUUUUCUUUUGGAUGACUGUAUUUACUAUUUAGGUUUAAUUGUAUUAUACAGAAUUCAAUGAAUGGAGUGUCUGUUUGAAAGGCUCCACAGACCUGAUAGUUAUGGUUGAUUUGAAGUGGUUGGUUGGGCCACUGCUCUGCUACUUGUGGUAAUUAAUAGUUGGUCUAGGGUUUAACUAGUCGUUCAGAUUGUAAAAAGAAGGGUUAGUUGACCUUUAGUUUGGUGUAGGAUAUGAACAGUAAUUAGGCCAACUACUUGUUGUGAUUACCCACCAAUUAAUCUUCAUUAUUUUGCAGAUCACACAGGUCUUUUUUUAUGUUUUACUAACUUUUAGUUAGAGAGAUCAAUCAAACUGGUUGAAUGAAAAGUGAGUUGUAUCGAAAUUAUCAUCCUUACACGUUUAGUAAAUUUUUAUUAUUUGAAGUUUGAUGAAUAAUAAACAAUCAAGUUUAAUUUAUUAAAGGAAAUAAACUGUGAGAGUAAUUUGGUCUUUUAUCUUAACGAGACACGUAAUUACAAUUUACAGCAGUAAUGUGUAAUUUGGUCUUAUCUUAACGAGACACGUAAUUAUAAUUUACAGCAAUAAUGUGUAAGUUAAAACACACUUACUUAAUAUGGAUUUGAUUAAUUUUUAUGGAAAAUCGAUUUGGAUGAAAUCAGGAAUUAAUUGUAGAAAAUCGUGAUGUAAGAACUGAUUCACAAAAUAGAACAUAAUACAGGGGUUAUACACUAACUCUAGAUUCGAUCAAUUUUUAUGGUAAAAUAAAUUUGGAUGUAAAAAUGACUUAUUUGUAAAGAAAUCAUAAUAUAAGGACUGAUUCGCUAAAUAGAACAUAAUACAAGGGAUACAAAACCUGUUACCACAGUAGGAGGGAGAAAAAACAGCACGCCCAGUGGGACUCGAACCCACAAUCACUUGAUUAGAAGUCAAGCGCCUUAUCCAUUAGGCCAUGGGCGCGCUUAUUGUUUCAUAAUUCCGUAAAAAGUUUUUGAUAUAUUUAGUUAUUCUCUGUUUUUCUAACCAAUGUUUCGGUUCUCUAGAUCUACGGUGAGCAGCUGCAGGGAACAUAUUCGCAGCAGAGUUGACCAGAAACUUCUAGGAGACAACAAAAAGGGGAAAAGGAAUAAUAAUAACAAUAAAGUACAAUUUUUAUA